AUGUCGUCGAGGUUCGGUCCGCGUGCGGUAGGGACCGACGGGAGUGACUUCACGCAUCGGCAGAAGGUGGCACGUCACUACAAAGAAAGUGUUCUGAACAAGUUUCGUCUGAAGUUCACCUUGGUGCUCCAUGUACUGAUUUUGUCGUUGAUCAUAGUGAAGAUUUUUCUCGAUGGGGUCAGUCAGAACUUCGGCAUUUACGCCAAGGCGAAGAUUCCUCACACCGAAUUGUGGGAGUGCUGGUGGACGCUGAGCGUCGUAUCGUUGGUACUCGCCUACUCGUCGUUCGCCCGCAACAACGAGUACCGCAUGCGACUGUCCUACUACGGAUUGGUAAUUUUCGCGCUGAUACCUCUGGCGUUUGGAGCCGGUUCGAAGCUGCCUGAACUGAUCAGAUACGUGAAAGGGGGCGAUGCUCGUCUCUUCUGCGGAUUCCCUCUUGUCGUGCUUUGGUACAUCUUCUUCGCCGUUGCCUUUCAGGUGCACUGGUUCACCAUGUACUUUGAGGCACAGUUGGUCAAGGCGUGGUUGCCCGUCAAAACCGUCAAACCGAAAGGAGAUUGA
This is a messenger RNA of Soboliphyme baturini, 564 nucleotides long. Lineage: Eukaryota; Metazoa; Nematoda; Enoplea; Dioctophymatida; Soboliphymatidae. The record is from the annotation of a GenBank genome assembly.